Messenger RNA from Penicillium coprophilum, 1617 nucleotides. RefSeq lists its product as uncharacterized. Gene Ontology annotation, biological process: mRNA splicing, via spliceosome. The transcript is spliced from 2 exons. The record is from RefSeq and is a predicted model, not a curated record. NCBI's taxonomy places the organism in Eukaryota, Fungi, Ascomycota, Eurotiomycetes, Eurotiales, Aspergillaceae. Gene Ontology annotation, cellular component: nucleus. The coding region runs from base 1 to 1617 and encodes 538 amino acids.
AUGAAUAACGAGCAGUUUCGCCGGCUAAUAGCCGACCAGUCAUCGUCAAAACCUACGGACAAGAGCUCAACGCCUGGUCGUGAUGUGUCGCGUGGCGGCGCAACCCCGGGCGGGUCCCUGGGAUCGCGAAUGCGGUCCAGUAUUCCCAUGACCCCACGCUCAGUCACCGGUGUGGACUUCGCCCGCCAGCUUUUUGAGCAACGUCACGAGGGUAAUCGACCUUCCAAGCGAUUCAAGUCCUCCGCCGCGCCGAAGGGUACCUCGCUACCGACAGGCUAUCAGGAUCGUGCAAAAUUGCGCAAUUUAGAGGAUGAGAGCAGUACGGACUUGGAGUCGCGCAUCAAGGCGCUCGAGGAUAUGGUGAAGUUGGGACAGAUCGGCCAGGCUACCUUUGACAAACUGCGCCGAGAACUCGGAGUCGGAGGUAACAUUGAAAGCACACACAUGGUCAAAGGACUGGAUAUGGAUUUGUUAAGAAGAAUCAAAGCUGGCGAGGACGUGUCGCAAGCGGCCGAAAAAUCUGCGCCGCCCCCUGAAACAGAAGACGUAGAUGAGGAAUUCGAGCGUCUGAUGGAAGGGAAGGGACUCGAGGAGCUUCCUGCCGCGCCCAAGGAACAGAAAGAAAAGAAGAAGGGGACUAUGGCACCGCCGCCUGCUAGGCCUAAGACUCGUGAUGAAAUCUUGCGGGAAUUAAAGGCAAGCCGGGCUGCUGCUGCUGCGCCUCCUCCGCCGCCGGAAUCCAUACUUGGCUCAAAAUUCAAGAAGCUGGGUGACGGAAAGCCUGAGAAGAAGCGGUUUGUGGAGCGUGACGAGACUGGCCGCCGACGCGAAGUGCUUCUCAUCACCGAUGCGCAAGGAAAUACGAAGAGAAAGACUAGAUGGCUUGAUAAGCCGGUUGAAGCCCUUGUGCCUGCCGCAGGAGACCUUUUGAUGCCUGAUCAAAGUCUCACACCCCUCGGUAUGGAAGUUCCAGCUGAAAUUGCUGCCCGUGCUGCUGCACAAAUGGCACCCGAAGAUGAGGACGAAGAUAUCUUUGCCGGUGUCGGUGAUGAUUACAAUCCUCUGGCUGGUCUCGAAGACGAGUCAUCGUCUGAUGAAGAUGGUGAAGUGGCAGAUUCGGCCACUGACAGACCCGAAAAGGCUAUUGACAGCGAAGGGGAGAAGAAGCCUGCCACCUCUGAAACAGCACCUGUGAAACCCAAAAACUACUUUACGACCUCAACUACAGCAGAAGAGGAACCUGUUGACCGAUCCAAUCCUCUUACCAAAGAUCCAACCAUUCUUGCUGCCCUCAAACGAGCUGCAGCCCUCCGACAGAGCUCUCCUUCGGCGGAAGGUGAAGCUGACCAGUCUUCUGACACAGCUCUUCGUCACAAGCGCUUCAUUGAAGAGGCACGCCGCCAAGAGGCCAUGGAUGCCGCUGAUAUGGACAUGGGCUUCGGAGGAAGUCGUAACGAAGACGGAGAGGAGGAGGACGAUGGGCCCCUGCUUGACUUCGACGGCGACGAACGAGGCGGGAAAAAGAGAAAGCGUGGCCCCAAGAAAAGGAAGGGUGACAAAGAUAGCGCCUCGGAUAUUAUGCGUGUUGUGGAGGGUCGCAAGAAGGAGGCUUCAUGA